Molecule: messenger RNA, 2205 nt
Organism: Capsicum annuum
Lineage: Eukaryota; Viridiplantae; Streptophyta; Magnoliopsida; Solanales; Solanaceae
Exons: 3
Coding region: 581-1294 (237 amino acids)
Source: RefSeq, a predicted model, not a curated record
UGAGCAGCUCCUAUUUAUGGAUAGAACUCAACAAUUUUUCUCAUUUUAACUUAGACAAAAUUUCCAGCUUUCUAGGUUUUUCUCUCUUGUUCUCUCUUGGCUAUAAAACAAACCUAUAAUUCCACAAGGUUUCUUGGGAUUUACUUUCCUUCCAAGCUAAAGGUAAGUGAACAAUUCAUGAGCUUGUACCAUGGAAACUAUAUGUUCUUUAAGAUUAAUUUUCGGACAGCCCUCUUUAUAAGUUUGGACAGUCCAUUGUUCUUAGUUAUUAAGGGAUUUCUCUUUCUCUUUUGAUGUAUGUGUGAUGGGAUUAUCCUAUUGAGGAAAUACAUAUUAAGACACAAAAAUACCAAGGAAAUCAAGGUAUGGUUGCUGUCCACUUUUGUCUUUUUUCCAUAUACAUGUGUUGAUAGAGGAUUGCAUAUAUUGGGUUGCUAUUAAAGGACGAUUGGGUGUUGUUGCGGACUGUUUUGUGUGUUUGUGUUGUGGGCUGCCCGGUUGCUAUUGGGAAAAGGCACAGGUGCUUCGGCAAACAUGCCUCCUCAGUAGGAGCCCAGGAUAUUCAUCUGCUAUUGUAAGGAUGCCGGUUACGAUGAGUAAGAGUAUAGGAAAGCAAAUAGAUGUGGCUGCCAGAGAAGGAACUAGCAAGACACCACCUAUACAAGCUAAUCAAAGUGAGGCUCAAGCUGAGUAUGUAUUAGAAACUUCUUCCACUCCAGAAGAGCUAAGAAGGAGGAGAACCGCACCCUCAGAGACACCUAUUAAUGCUACUGAUCAAGAUCUUAGAAAUGCGGUGCAACUUUUAUCUCGUAUAGUUGUUGGACAAGCUCAAGGGCAAGCCAUUCCUACUACAGGUUCUAGUGGUGCAAAUAGAGCAGCUAGCCUUAGGACGCAAGACUUUCUUAAGUUGGAUCCUCCCACCUUCACCGAAUCAGAUAUUAGUGAAAACCCACAGGACUUCAUUGAUCAAAUCCAAAGGGCUCUAGAUGUUAUGCAUAUAUCAAGUGAAGAGACAGUUGAGUUAGCAGCAUAUAGAUUUAAAGGGAAGGCUAUAUUUUGGUACGAAGACUGGAAACGAUCUAGAGGUAUCAAUGCACCCUCAGCUACUUGGAAAGAGUUCAAAGAGGCAUUUCUUGAUCAUUACCUUCCAUUCGAUAUUCGACAGGCCCAUGCAGAUCAGUUCUUGAAUCUUCUCCUAGGGAAUAUGAGCGUGAAGGAGUACAGCCUCCGAUUUAACUCCUUGUCUAGGUAUGCUCCUAAUGUUGUAGCUACUAUGGAUGAUAGAGUUCAUUGAUAUGUGGAUAGGUUAGAUCCAUAUUUGGUUAGAGAUUGUACUAUUGCUGCUUUGAACAAAGACAUGGACAUAGCAAGGAUACAAGCUUUUGCAUAAAAAUUGGAGGGUCAGAGGCAAAGGAGAAGAACAAAAGAAUUGGAAAUAGGAUAUUGCAAGAGGUCCAGAUCUACGGGGUAGUUUAUGGCAUCCCAAGGAGAUUUUAGGCUUCGAUUUUCUAAUAUACCACCCAGGCCAUUAUCUUCUUAUUCUGCAGCUAGUGCUCCACCACAGUUUCAAGGGUCCAAAGAUAAUCAAUUUGGGCUAAGAAGUGAGAGUCAGAGUUCACGAAGAAUGGGGUAUCAAGGGUAAGGAAGUAUGAGCCAAUUAAGACCUCCUCGACAACCAUGCAAACAAUGUGGAAAGUUUUAUUUAGGUGCAUGUCGGUUCGAAACAAAUACUUGCUUUUGGUAUGGUAUGUCGGGGCAUAUGAUGAGAGAAUGCCCAAAAGAGGCAUAGGUGGUAUGGCACGACCUACUGGAUCAGCCGUUGCAUCAUCAUCAUCGGUACCUUAUUCAUGUAGUGGUGCACAACCUAUGGGUCAUGUUAGGGGUGAUAAAGGAGCAACUAGUUCUAGUGGAGUUCAGAAUCGUACGUAUGCUCUAGCGGAUCGACAAAAUUUAGAGGCUUCUCCAGAUGUGGUUACAGGUACAUUGUCUAUCUUUUCACUUGACGUAUAUGCAUUAAUUGAUCCCGGUUCUACCUUAUCAUAUAUCACUCCAUUGGUUGCUGGAAAGUUCAAAAGAACACCAGAAUUGGUAGUUAAGCCAUUGGAAGUAUCUACGCCUAUUGGGGAAUCUAUUAUAGCUAGAAGGAUUUAUCGAAAUUGUAUUAUAACUAUUUGUGGUCGCGAUACGAUGGCUGAUCUUGUUGAG